AGUUAGAGAGCGAGGUUCCUCCGAUCGCCUAUAUAGAUGGCCGAAGAACGCUGAAUCAGUCUAAUCAAGAUGAACUGAUCAUCAUUUUUUUACCAUCUCAAUCAGUUCCACGAUUUAUGUCUAGUUGUUCUUCUUUUUGCUACCGUUUUCGAUCGUACCUUCUCUGUUUCCGUUCGUUCUCGAAGAUCCAAGGCAUUGAAGUCUGAUAUGAGGAAAGGCUUGCUUGCAACCUCUUAAUCAUUGUGUAUUUCCGAUUAGUCUGCUAGUUUUUCUCCGCUUGUACUGACUGAGCUUGAGAAGUUCACUUCAACCACGAUGGGCCUCUCCAGUCUUCCAGCUCCAUCUGAAGGAGUCCUAAACGCAAUUCUCAUAAAUGCUGCACUGUCCAUUUCCAUCUUCAAAUGCAUUGUUCGUUUGAUCCUUCACAUUGUAGGAAUCCGCUUCUCAUCGCCAUCAUCCUUAGUCCCAUCUACAGAUUCCUUUGAAAAUUCCUCAGAGUUGGGAGAUUCCAACUUUGGCUCCUCUUGGAGUUACCUCGAGAUGUUUCGUAACCGAUAUCCAAAUAUUAGGUUUGAUAAAGUACAGGGCUCCGAACGUCUCGAACACGACUGCUCGGUCUGUUUAACUCAAUUUGAACCUGAAUCAGAGAUAAAUCACUUAUCUUGUGGCCAUCUUUUUCACACAGAAUGCUUGGAGAAGUGGUUGGAUUACUGGAACAUCACAUGUCCUCUUUGCAGAACUCCUCUAAUGUCAGAAGAAGAGAAAUCGUGCUUUUGGUGAGCGUUUAGUGUGCUAGAAUCUAGUUAGGGGAAACUCAUGUACAGCAUACUCUUGAACGCGUUUCCUACCUUAUUCGAGUAUGAUAUUUUAAGUUUGGUGUGUCUUACUGGUCUUAGAGACCAAAGUUUUGUCACUGUAAAUAUAUGUUUAUGAAGUUUUGCUUCUGGCUUGUGCCUUUAGCUUUGAGUUAAUGCACUGUUUCUUCACUGUCUUUGUAUAUGGAAUUGAAUGAGUAUGCAAAAGGUUUUUCAA
Cucurbita maxima (winter squash) is the source of this 1032-nucleotide messenger RNA. RefSeq names its product probable E3 ubiquitin-protein ligase XERICO. NCBI's taxonomy places the organism in Eukaryota, Viridiplantae, Streptophyta, Magnoliopsida, Cucurbitales, Cucurbitaceae. Bases 316 to 780 code for a protein of 154 amino acids. The transcript is spliced from 2 exons. The record is from RefSeq and is a predicted model, not a curated record.